CCACAACAUUCGAUUUGAAUUUCAACACCAAAAUCCCAGACAGCGAGAUAUUUCAAUGUUCUAUCUGGAUUGAUAGAAUUUCAGUUCACGUAACCUAGAAUGCCGCUCAAUACGAACACUAUUCUGCGACGAGGGGUAACAGUAUUCGGACAAGCAAUACUUGCGAGCCGAGGAAGCUUUCGAUCACUAUGGCAAGCCCGGCAAAGAAGCGCAAGCUCAACAAUGGCUCUAAAAUCACUCCCAAACCAUCUCGGAAUCUAGAUUUCUUCUUUGGGAAGAAUAGAGAAGAUGCGCCUUCAAGACCGGCCACGGAUACUGACACUGCGCAGGCCUCGAAUGGCCCCAGUAACUCCAACGAUUCUUCUGCCUUGACAGACGAACAGCUAGCACGAAAAUUGCAAGCCGAAUGGAAUGAUGAGGAUAGUAGCGGCGGCGCAGAAGAACCUGUCGAGUCCGCGGUUGCCAAUGAGAAGAGAGACGCGACCGAGCUGGUCAAAGAGAAUGGGUCCCCCAUCAAUACCGUGUCUGAGGAACCUUCAGAUGAAAUGGAAGCUUCCAAUGAGAAGACUGCCGAGACCAUGGAUGCAGUUCCUUCAUUGCCAUCUCUGGCCUCAAAAGUUGGGAAUACACUCUCAUUGCAGUCGGCUGGUACUGCCGAAGAUACUGUAUCUUCCAACAUACCCUUUGACGAAAGUCCCCUGACUUUCGACCCCUCAAAAUACGUGCCAGAUCUGCAAGGGCAUUGGGCUGCAGAAGGUGGUAAUGCAUCAUAUGCACUGCUUACAAGAUGUUUCGUGUUAGUUAACAGCACACAGUCACGUAUCAAGAUAGUAGAUACUCUUGUCAACAUGCUCCGAGUAAUCAUUGAAGGAGAUCCCAGCAGUCUCUUACCCACGGUCUGGUUAGCCACGAAUAGCAUCUCGCCUCCCUACAUAUCGCUCGAACUUGGACUUGGCGGUUCAGCUAUCUCGAAAGCCUUGAAAAAUGUGUGUGGCCUAGAUAAUAAAUCAUUGAAAACACUAUACGACAAGCAUGGAGAUGCUGGUGAUGUUGCAUUUGAAGCAAAGAAGAAGCAGAGUUUUACUCUUCGAAAACCCAAACCUCUCACCAUAAAGGCUGUCUAUCAAUCGCUAGUAAAAAUUGCAAACACUCAAGGCACAGGCAGUGCACAAGCCAAGCAGAGGAUUGUUGAUCGCCUCUUGCAAGAUGCUAGAGGAGCCGAAGAAAGUCGAUAUAUCGUCCGGACCUUGUGCCAGCAUGUCAGUGACUGCAUUUCUCUCCUAUGCGUUUGAAACUUCGGGCUAACAAGUAAAACAGCUACGAAUCGGUGCUGUCAAAACUACUAUGCUCAUCGCAUUAUCCCGUGCUUUCCUCCUAUCCAAGCCCCCUGGUGCCGAGUUUCUUCUCAAGUCUCAAAGUGAGCUCGCAGGCCUGAAGAAAGAGGCUUUAGCAGAAGUCUGGGCUAAACCGGAAGAAAUUGUAAAAGAAUGCUUUGCAAAAAGACCAAAUUACAACGGCCUCGUCCCUGCGCUUCUGGAAAUUGGCGUUUGCAAUGAGCUUCUUGUCCGAUGUGGUCUGGCUCUCUAUGUUCCCUUACGUCCCAUGUUGGGCAGUAUUACUCGAGAUUUAUCCGAAAUGCUCACCAAGUUGCAAGACCGAGAGUUCAGCUGCGAGUAUAAAUACGAUGGUCAACGUGCUCAAGUACACUGCGACAAAGAUGGAAAAGUCUCCAUCUUCUCUCGACAUCUUGAGCUCAUGACGGACAAAUAUCCAGAUAUAGUAGCACUCAUUCCCAAGAUUCGAGGAGAUGGCGUAUCAAGUUUCAUCUUAGAAGGGGAAGUCGUUGCUGUGGACCAAGAAACAGGCGAUCUGAAAACGUUCCAAACACUUGCCAAUCGCGCUCGCAAAGACGUAGCUAUUGGUAGUGUCAAAGUGGAAGUCUGUCUCUUCUCCUUUGACUUGAUGUAUUUGAAUGGCGAGUCGCUACUCAAUCGGCCAUUCCGCGAGAGAAGAGAACUACUCAGAAGCCUAUUCAUCGAGGUCCCCAAAAGAUUUACUUGGGUAAAAAACAUCGACGCCACAUCCCAAGACUCUGAAACAGUCCUCGAGUUCUUCAAAAGUGCCAUCGACAUUAAAUGCGAAGGCAUCAUGGUCAAAAUCCUCGACAACUUACCUAACCUCAAACCACCCGAUUCAGCACCACCAAGCGAACCAACCACCCCUUCCAAAAACAAAAAGAAGGGAGCCACCACAGAGAAAAAGACUAGGAGGAAAGCACUUCUAGCAACCUACGAACCAGACAAACGUCUCGACUCCUGGCUCAAAGUAAAAAAAGACUACUCCACCACCUCCGACACUCUGGACCUCAUCCCCAUCGCAGCCUGGCACGGCCAAGGCCGCAAAGCCGCCUUCUGGUCACCCAUCCUACUAGCCGUCCGCAACGAGGAAAUCGGCUCGCUAGAAGCCGUCUGUAAAUGCAUCUCGGGCUUCACAGACACCUUCUACAAAGCCAACAAGGAGUUCUACUCCCCAGGCGGUGUCCACACACUCGAGCGCAAACCGGGGUAUGUUGAGUAUGAGGGCGGUCACCCUGAUGUGUGGUUUGAACCGCAGGAGGUGUGGGAGAUGGCUUUUGCAGAUAUUACGAUCAGUCCGGUGUACACUGCGGCGAUUGGGUUGGUGAGGGAGGAGAAGGGCUUGAGUCUGAGGUUUCCGAGGUUUUUGAGGAAGAGGCAUGAUAAGGGGGUGGAGGAGGCGAGUACGAGUGAGUUCCUGGCGGGUCUUUGGAGGAAGCAGGAGGAGAGGGUUGUGGUUGGUGGCGGUGGUGCGGCGGGAAAGGGCGGGGAUGAGGAGGGGGAAGAUGAGUGA
This is a messenger RNA of Hymenoscyphus albidus, 2868 nucleotides long. The record is from the annotation of a GenBank genome assembly. Lineage: Eukaryota; Fungi; Ascomycota; Leotiomycetes; Helotiales; Helotiaceae.